Pteronotus mesoamericanus is the source of this 1827-nucleotide messenger RNA. RefSeq names its product endogenous retrovirus group K member 6 Gag polyprotein-like. The coding region runs from base 1 to 1827 and encodes 608 amino acids. The transcript has a single exon. Gene Ontology annotation, molecular function: nucleic acid binding; zinc ion binding; structural molecule activity. The record is from RefSeq and is a predicted model, not a curated record. Gene Ontology annotation, biological process: viral process. Lineage: Eukaryota; Metazoa; Chordata; Mammalia; Chiroptera; Mormoopidae.
AUGGGGCAUUCUGAGUCAAAGGAAAGGCAAUUAUAUGCACAGAUGGUAAAAUCUAUGUUAGUAGCCCGAGGAGUUCGGGUGUCUAUGGAACAGAUAAACCGAUUUCUUAAACUUGUUCAAGAACAAUGCCCAUGGUUUCCAGAGGAGGGAACUGUCAAUUUAGAGACGUGGAAUAGAGUAGGUCAAAAGCUGAAAGAUUUCCAUGCAGGAAAUCCCCUGCGAACUCCCUUAGAUACAUUCUCUAUUUGGGGAUUAGUGAGAGAUGCUUUGGGGCCAUUGUGGGAACCCCCUACUGGGAUUGUGCGCUCUCGCUCUUUAGACUCCAUCCCCAAGGUGCAGGGGUUGACACAGCAGGUAGAAAACCUUUCUGAUGAUAUCCCUGAUGAUGAUGGAAAUUUGGAAGAUGAGAUGGUUAAGGAGGAUAUAGAAAAGGAUUUUCGUGAUCAUACUGAUUCUGCUAAUUCGACAUUAGAAGGGCACGUUCUGUUAGACAAGCUAGAAAGGAUAAAGUCAGCUUUGGAGAGAGUCCCUUGUAAGCCGCCUCCAUGGGAACCUCCAGUCCAACCUAGGACCGAGAAGGUUAAGGCAACUGCUCCGCCUUAUCAAAGUUCGAGCCGGCUAAUUAGUGGAUUCCCACGAGGACUGAGCACACUGCAGAGAACUUUAUUAUCUAAUGUAGAGGAGAGUUUUGAAUGUGGGUUCCCCAUAAUUGCUCCCGUUCAAGAAGUCGAUGAUCCUAAUAAUCCAGGGCAAAGAGUCAGACGCCAUACCUCAUUUCCUAUGAAGCUGCUCAAGGAGUUAAAACAAUCGUGUGCUCAAUAUGGGGCCACUGCCGCUUACACGAUGAGUCUUAUCAGUACUAUUGAAAACACUGCCCUAACACCAAAUGAUUGGAGACUGCUGGCCCGAUCCUGCCUCUCAGGGGGAGAUUAUUUACUUUGGAAAUCUGAAUUUCAAGAGCAGGCUAGAGAGCAGGGCCGAGUUAACAGAAUGACAGGUGCCAACCCUCAGCAGCAAUGGACCGCGGCCAUGAUAGAGGGAAUAGGACAUUUUGAUGGUGAUGAUGUGCAGCUUAGAUACCCUGAAGAUGUGUACAUGCAAAUAAAUGCGUGUGCUGUUAGAGCUUGGAAAAGAUUACCUACCACACAUCAACUUCAAGAGUUGUCUAAAAUUAAACAGGGACCCGAUGAGCAUUUUCAGGACUUUGUAUCCCGGCUGCUACAAGCAGUUGUCAGAGUCAUUAAUGAUGGGGAAGCAGGAACGUUAUUGGUAAAGCAACUUGCUUUUGAGAAUGCCAAUACAGCUUGUCAAACAUUGCUUCGCCCUUUUCAGAAAAAAGGGUCCUUGGAAGAUUAUAUCAGAUUAUGUGCCAAUGUAGGGCCCUCAUAUGUCCAGGGAAUGACCCUCGCUGCUGCUUUACAGGGGACCACCUUGGAAGGGGUAAUUAAUAGGACAAUGCAGCGGAAUGCGACCUGCUUUAGUUGUGGCAAAGUAGGGCAUUUCCAAAAAGACUGUCGCAUAAAGAGAGGGGGCGGCAGUACUAAUAAUAAUAAUAGUAACAAUAAAAAGCAACCAGGCACUUGUCCAAAAUGUAAGCGUGGCAAGCAUUGGGCGAAUGAAUGCCGCUCAAAAACAGAUAAAAACGGCAGCCCUUUGUCGUCGGGAAACGGGAGGAGGGGCCCAGCCCUGGCCCGGCAGACAAUAGGGGCAGCAACCGAGGCAUACCCAAUAAUGAGGAAGGGGUUGCCUCCAUUCACACCCGAAGAAAUGGCCCGACUAUCGAAAAUCUCUUCCGAGCAACACCCGGAAGUGCAGGAUUGGAUUUAA